Molecule: messenger RNA, 4296 nt
Organism: Serinus canaria (Common canary)
Lineage: Eukaryota; Metazoa; Chordata; Aves; Passeriformes; Fringillidae
Gene: DLGAP4
Product: DLG associated protein 4
Exons: 10
Coding region: 41-2896 (951 amino acids)
Biological process (GO): signaling
Cellular component (GO): glutamatergic synapse; postsynaptic specialization
Molecular function (GO): molecular adaptor activity
Source: RefSeq, a predicted model, not a curated record
CACACCAUACCCGAGCCAUGGUCUAGGAAGCACUGGGACCAUGAAGGGCUUAGGAGACAACAGAAGCCGCCAUCUCUCUGAAAACCUGGACUCCCCUCAAGACUCUCUUUAUGCCCCCCAGGACAGGAACCCUUAUCUCCUCAGCCCCACCGACUCCUUCACCAUGGAUCCCCGAUUCCCGGCCCAGAACACCGUCCACGGUGACUGUCUCCUGCCGCUCAACAACCAGAUCUCCAACAGCAGCACUUUCCCCCGCAUCCAUUACAACUCCCACUUCGAGGUCCCGGAUGAUAACCCGUUUCCAAGCCAUGCCCAAGCCACAAAGAUCAACCGCCUGCCUGCCAACCUCCUCGACCAGUUUGAGAAGCAGCUGCCCAUCCACAGGGACGGCUUCAGCACCCUGCAGUUCCAACGGAGUGAUGCGAAGCACCGGAGCGAGAGCCCGGGCCGCAUCCGGCACCUGGUGCACUCCGUGCAGAAGCUCUUUGCCAAGUCCCAGUCCCUGGAGGGCCCCGCCAAGGGCAACGUGAACGGGAAGAAGGGGGCAGAUGACGCCAAGCAAAACCGGAGGAGCAAGAGCAAGGACCGGGCAAAGACCUCCGAGCCCAAGCGCAGGACCAGGUCCAACAUCUCGGGCUGGUGGAGCUCCGAUGACAACCUGGACAGCGACACCUGCAGCUACCGCAACCCCAUGGGGCUGAUGACGCUGGGCCGGCAGCCCGACCACAGCCAGCCAAAGUACUUCAUGCACGCCUACAACACCAUCAGCGAGCACAUGCUGAAAUCCUCCAAGAGCAAUAACGACCUCAAGGUCACUCCUUGCACCAAUAUCCCCAUCAACAACGACUCCAACUACAUCAAGCGGGGCUCCUGGUCCACGCUGACACUCAGCCAUGCCCGGGAGGUGUGCCAGAAGGCCUCCGCAACCAUCGACAAAGCCUUGCUCAAAUCCAAGUCCUGCCACCAGGACCUGGCCUACCACUACCUGCAGGUGCCUCACGGGGAGUGGAACAGCACGCUGUCCCGGGACAAGGACAGCGAGAUCCCGUGCCGGCGCAUGCGGAGCGGGAGCUACAUCAAAGCCAUGGGGGAUGAUGAUAGUGAGGACUCAGAAACCAGCCCCAAACCAUCCCCGAAAACUGCAGCUCGGAGGCAGAGUUACCUCAAGGCCACACAACAGUCCCUGAGUGAGCAGAGCACCACACAAAGGAGCCUGGACCGCCUGGACUCUGUUGAGAUCCUCUUACCUCCGAAGUUCCCCACCUGGGAGGAAGAAUACAACCAGAUCUCUGACAGUGCCAACGAGUCCAGCUGCAUCAACCAGGCACCCGAGCCGGAACUGGGGGAGCAGUACGAGCCCGUCUGCGACUCCACCUACAGCGAGGCCGAGUCGGCGGCUGCGGAGGUGCUGGACCUGCCUCUGCCCAGCUACUUCCGAUCCCGGAGCCACAGCUACCUACGCGCCAUCCAGGCGGGCUGCUCCCAGGAGGACGACACGGGCUCCGUCCGCUCCAUCUCCCCGCCGCCCACGGGCAGCCUCAGCGGCAGCAGGACUCUGCCCACCAACAGCAGUUCAUCAUGCCUAGUGGCAUAUAAAAAGACUCCACCUCCCGUCCCACCUCGGACCACGUCCAAGCCGUUCAUCUCUGUCACUGUGCAGAGCAGCACUGAGUCAGCCCAGGACACCUACCUGGACAGCCAGGACCACAAGAGUGAGGUCACCAGCCAGUCGGGGCUCAGCAAUUCCUCAGACAGCUUGGACAGCACCAGGACGCCCAGCGUCACCAGGGGCAGCGUCGUGACUCCGGCCAGAGACACUCCAGAGUUACCUCAGAAAAAUGCAACUUUGAAAAGUGACAAAGGGACUCUGACUAACGAAGAGCCUAAAGUGGAGAAUAUCCCCAAAAGAAAGUUAUCAUCUAUAGGAAUACAAGUUGACUGCCUUCAGCCAGUGGCAAAAGAGGAGCCUCCUCCACCAGCCACCAAAUUCCAGUCCAUCGGGGUACAGGUAGAGGACGAGUGGCGAAACAGCCACUCUCGCAGCAUGUCCUCCAAACAGGACACAGACUCUGACACACAGGAGCCCAAUAAUUCCAGCUGUAAAUCAUCUGAGAGAAGCCUCGCUGAGUGCCCUCAGCACAACAACACUGUUGGUGUUGAUGCCUCCACCAGGCAACCAGCCAAGCCCUCACAGAUUAAGAGAAACCUCUCCUAUGGAGAAAACAACGACCCAGCCCUGGAGCCUUCUUCUCUCCCUCCUCCUGACCCCUGGCUCGAGAGCUCCUCCACGUCGCCGUCGGAGCCGGCGCAGGCAGGGCCCUGCCGGCGGGACGGCUUCUGGUUCCUGAAGCUGCUGCAGGCAGAGACCGAGCGCCUGGAGGGCUGGUGCCGCCAGAUGGACCAGGAGACCAAAGAGAACAAUCUCUCUGAGGAAGUAUUAGGAAAAGUCCUGAGUGCAGUGGGCAGUGCACAGUUACUAAUGUCACAGAAGUUCCAGCAAUUCCACGGCCUCUGUGAGCAAAACUUGAACCCUAAUGCCAAUCCCAGACCCACAGCCCAGGACUUGGCUGGAUUUUGGGAUCUCCUCCAGCUGUCCAUUGAAGACAUCAGCAUGAAGUUUGACGAGCUGUACCACCUCAAAGCUAAUAGCUGGCAAUUGGCAGAGACACCGGAGAGAAAGGAAGAGAAGAAGCCACCCCCUCCAGUGCCAAAGAAGCCGGCCAAGUCCAAAUCGCAGCUGAGCCGGGACAAAGGCUCUGACUCGGACAAGCAGCGGCAGGAGGCACGGAAGCGGCUGAUGGCGGCCAAGCGCGCGGCCUCUGUGCGGCAGAACUCAGCCACCGAGAGCGCCGACAGCAUCGAGAUCUACGUCCCCGAGGCCCAGACCCGCCUCUGAGCCCAGCCACGGCCAGCCCGCGGCUUUUAUAAGUCAUUAAAUGGGAAAAAAAAGGUUCUCUCAAAACUAGUGUGAUUUAUUCAGUCUAGAGACAAUGAGCCAUCCUUGAAAAGGGCUCCUGAGUUGGCUUUUUUCUCUCUCAGCUUUAAGUAAUGAAAAUUUUAACAAAAAAAAUACAAACAAAAAAAAAUUUAAAAAAAGAAAAAAUGCCCCUCGUUUUCUCCCCAGCUGUGGUGUUGCUGAAUGGACUGGACAGACUCCUGGGAACUCCAGCCCCUUGACUUGGAACUUCAGUCUUUUUACUUGUUCUGUCUCACGAGAAUUAUUAGCUUGUUUACAAGAAGAGGACAAGAAAACAUGAAGCCUUGAGCACUUGCCAUGCUGCGUUCUUCCUCCUCCUCAGAUCUGUUCUGCCCUUCUCAUCCUUUAUUUUUCCCUCCUCCUGCUCCCAUUCUCCCACCCUUUGCAUGGUUUCGGUUCCCUUGUCCGGACACCCCUGUCCCCACAGAGAACACCUGUAGUGUGUCAUUCCUGCUGACCUCUCCAGCCAGCAGCCUGCUGGGCUUUGUGUUCUUGGAUGGGGAUGCUGGGGUGGGGGAGGACGGGCACAGUGGGCCCUAUCCUCAGUUUGUUGGAGGGAGAGGACGCCAGGGCUGUGGAAUGUGGGGUUGAAAUGCAGCCCAGAAGCAAAAUGUGCAAUAAACCUGGCACAGGGGAUCCCGAGAGCCGGAACUUUCUCCGGGUAAAGGAGCGGAGCUGAAGGAGCACGAGCCACAUCACUAUGGUUUGCCUCCUCUUCCCAUUCCCACACCGUUGUCCUUGGCCGGCUGGUGGAGAGAGGAGCUGCUGCAGCGGGGGCUGUGGGGUAAGCGUGUCCAGGAGGAGACAGGAGGGUGUACAUAUGCACAUAUACACUUAGUAGUACCUGUAUAGUAAUUCCUACACACGGAUCCUGCCCACACCACCACGAGGGUGGGCAGAUGUAUAGCAUAUAUUUUUACAUGUACUAUAUCUAGAUGUGUGUCCAAGUGUGUGUAAAAAUAUAUACCCUGUGUGUAAGCAGAUGACUAUUUUUUCCUUAUCUCCCUGCUCUCUGGGUAGAGGAAGGAUUGCUAAAUAUUUUUUAGGCCAUUUUUUCUUCCCCUUUGUAGGUCUCCUUUCCGAUCUGGUUCCUUGAAGCCAGAGCUGCCACCCCCUGAUUCUUUGCCACCCUCUCACACAGAAGGUUAUUGUCCCAUCCUGAGGGAUCUUGCUGGGGAUUUUUUUUUUUCCCUCUUCACGUUUGAACAAGUUGGGAGAUUGUGUGCUACUGUCACAGGGGUGGAGGUGGAAUCCCAGUGGUUUCAGUGAGAGUGUUGGUGAUCCGGAAGGCAAAAAAUAAAUAAAAGUGAAAUCCUGAA